Molecule: messenger RNA, 225 nt
Organism: Oryzias melastigma (Indian medaka)
Lineage: Eukaryota; Metazoa; Chordata; Actinopteri; Beloniformes; Adrianichthyidae
Product: aryl hydrocarbon receptor nuclear translocator 2
Biological process (GO): regulation of transcription by RNA polymerase II
Cellular component (GO): nucleus; aryl hydrocarbon receptor complex
Molecular function (GO): RNA polymerase II cis-regulatory region sequence-specific DNA binding; DNA-binding transcription factor activity, RNA polymerase II-specific
Source: RefSeq, a predicted model, not a curated record
GACCUGCUGGGCAAAGACAUCCUGGAGUUCUGCCACCCCGAAGACCAGAGCCACCUGAGGGAGAGCUUCCAGCAGGUGGUGAAGUUGAAGGGUCAGGUUCUGUCCGUCAUGUACCGCUUCCGCAUGAAGAACCGCGACUGGAUGCUGAUCCGAACCAGCAGCUUCACCUUCCAGAACCCGUACUCUGACGAGAUCGAGUACAUCAUCUGCACCAACACCAACGUC